CAACACAAAGCGAUUCCACUUUUUUUUUUUAUUUUUAUUUUUUAUAUAUAAUCGGUACACUACAGAUUAAGCCAUGGCUUUUCCUAAGGCUCCCAUGAUGAUGGUCAUCAUCAUCAUCGCUUCCCUUGUUACACUUUCCCUUGUUUACGCUGCUCAAGUGCCGCAGAUUGACAGCAGCACGGGUGGUCGCUCUCUUCUCCAAAAUAAUGAUAUAGAUUGCAAGUCUGCAUGCGACGCGAGGUGCGCGGAAACGAAGAGGCGAAAUUUGUGCAAGAGAGCAUGCGGGACAUGCUGUGAGCGGUGCCACUGCGUUCCUCCGGGCACUUCCGGCAAUGAGGAUGUCUGCCCCUGCUAUGCCAACAUGACCACUCACGGCGGCAGACACAAGUGCCCUUGAAUCCCUUUUAAAAGAAUGAAAAUUUUUUACAGCACGACAACUUCAGAGAUAGAUAGAUUGUGUACAUGCAUAUAAUAGUUUCCUGUCAUCGGUGUUUUCUCUUCUUCGUCGGAUCAGAUAUUAAGUACUGCUACUAUUACUGUGUGCGUGUCCAAUAAAGGAGAAAUAGAUACCUACCGUGCUUUCUUUCAUUCAAAUGCUAUCUUUAGUUGUGAU
Coffea arabica (coffee) is the source of this 613-nucleotide messenger RNA. The record is from RefSeq and is a predicted model, not a curated record. Lineage: Eukaryota; Viridiplantae; Streptophyta; Magnoliopsida; Gentianales; Rubiaceae.